Messenger RNA from Tricharina praecox, 4938 nucleotides. RefSeq lists its product as uncharacterized. Bases 54 to 4709 code for a protein of 1551 amino acids. The record is from RefSeq and is a predicted model, not a curated record. NCBI's taxonomy places the organism in Eukaryota, Fungi, Ascomycota, Pezizomycetes, Pezizales, Pyronemataceae. The transcript has 18 exons.
GCCACUUCACACGCUCACAAUCUUUCUUAUCGUCCUUCACGCCUCGAGUCAGCAUGUCACUACCGGCAGCAGUACCACCAGCAGCAGUACCAUCAGCAGUACUAUCAGCGUUCGAACGAGCAAUCGGCCGUUUUCUGGACAGUCUUAAUGCUGAAGAAAAGAAAUCGUUCCAUCGAAUCAACACCGUGGAUGAGGUAUGGGUAUUGAUUACGAAUCUGGAAGCGGAGCAGAGUACAAGAAAGUCGCUACGGAACAUGAAGCGCCUUGAGCCAUUCAUCAACUGCCUGUCACAAUACGCGAAGGUGAUUGAAGUCCUCAUUCAGGCGAAGCCUGAGAUAGGAUCUCUUCUCUGGGGACCCUUAAAGUUACUCUUGCAGUUAUCUGGCGGAUACAUCGAGAGCUUCGAAAAGUUACUGGAUGCCUUUCAGAAAAUCGGCGAGAAUCUCCCCCGUUUCUCCCUUUAUGCAACCAUCUUCUGCUACAGCGAGCGGAUACAGUAUGUCAUCUCACUUCUGUAUGAGGACAUUCUAGAUUUUUAUAGACGGACUCUCAAAUUCUUCCGACGAGGAGCCUGGAAGAUACUGUUCAGUUUCUCAUGGAACGACUUUGAGUCCAGAUUUCGGAACAUCUUGUUGAACAUCAAAAGCCACCAGCAAUUGAUCGACAAUGAAGCUUGUGCCGAGGAUAUUGCAAGAGCGCAAAUAUCCAGAGAAUUCGCGCGGGAGCGGUUUGAGGAGACUACGCGGGAAAGAGGAGCGAAGCGAAAGAAGCAAUGCUCGGAUUGGCUCUCUCCAGCAGACGUGGAUGUAUCAAAAGACAAUGCCCUACAGUUAAGAACACCGAGAACAAGCAAGUGGCUUCUUCGAUCGGUGGAAAUACAGGAAUGGCUCGCUGGAGAUUGCAACUUGUGGCUUACCGGAAAACCAGGCGCAGGGAAAACAAUUCUCACUGCAUCGGUGCUUGAUUACUUCGAAUCCCAACACCCCAACCCACCACCUGUGCUAUACUUCUUCUGCAGCUACAAAGAACCAGACAAGAACACCUGUCUAGCAAUACUCCGGAGCUUCAUAUAUCAGAUGAUACUUCAUGAUGAGCAGCUUAUACCUUAUGUGUACGCGGAGUACGUAGCUAGCCCGCAUUCGAUCAACUCCUUAAAGUGCAAGACGAUCUUGAGCAGCCUGAUUAGCGCGAGUUCGCCAUCCACCUCAAGUCACAUCUACGUCAUCAUUGAUGGUUUAGAUGAGCUUCCCUCAGCGGAACGCGCAACCCUUCUACCAAUAUUGUCGAGAUAUUUGGUCGAAUCUCCGUUCAAUGGCACAGUAAGGCUAUUUGUUGCAAGCCAAGACCUUCCGGACAUACGCAAGUUUCUCCUGAAGAAGACUAAACGAAUUGCUGUCGGAAACAAGAACAAGAAAGAUAUUCGCACAUACAUCGAAUCAGCUACUGACGACUUAUUCGAGGAGCUGGAACUAGAAGAGGCACCAGAUAUGCGAGAGCACAUCAUCAAUUCACUCUCUGGUCGUGCUGAUGGCAUGUUUCUAUGGGUACGGUUGGUCAUCAAAGGCUUGCUCUCCAAGGUGACGAUCAAGCAAAUUACCGAAACUCUAAACAACCUCCCAAAAGGGCUCGAUCAAGCCUAUGAAAGAAUCUUGGACCGGAUCAACUCGUUAGACCAAGAGCAACGAGCUUUGGCGAAGAAAGUACUCCGUUGGAUGACUUGUGCAACCCGAGCUCUUACCAUGAGAGAACUAGAAGACGCUUGUGCGAUAAUAUCCGGCCACAUCACUGUUCACAAUUCCGAAAGGCCUCUCCGUUCACAACUCCGAAAUAUAUGUGGGCCAAUUGUGGAGAUUGUCGGCGAAGAUACCUUGGUUUUCGUGCAUUUUUCUGCAAAGGAGUACCUUCUGAGCCCUCAUAGCGGCCCGUUCGUGGAUCGCGGGAUAUCACAGCUCGAAAUCGCGACUACCUGCACAAAUUAUUUUGCCUUCAGGUGUUUCGAUGAAGAUGUAGGCGACGAAGAAGCCACUGCCUUGAUUCUGAACGGCGACCUACGACUUUACGACUAUGCGCAAGGAAGCUGGGUGAAGCACAUAUUGGAAGCUUACCGCCGCUAUCCCCAAUGCGAUACACUCUCCGAUCCUCUUCGACGAGUUUUCGAGAAGCACUCCACUCAGAAGGCUAAACAGGUGCUUUCCAGUCAAUCAAUGGUUCCUCGGUCGGAAAACGCGGGACAUCCAGGCCUUAGAAUGAUCGUUGAAUAUCGCAGACAGUUAGGGCGAAAGAUAGGCGGCGGAACUGAAGCGCUUGAAGCGUGGUGCAACCAUAACAACCCGUUGGUCAUAGAAAGAGCAAACAGGCGACUCCGGAAGAUGUUGGAGGAUAUUCUCGAGGGGGACUCUAAUGCGGCAAGCACAACUAAUCCAGACGACGUGGAAACUCUACGAAGACUGUAUGGACAGAAACUCUACAAGUGCAAUCGACAAUCAUGUCCAUUACCUACUAUCGAAGGGUUUGAGACAGCUCUCCAGCGCAAGAAACAUGAAGAUAGACAUGAUUUGCCAUUCAAGUGCCCCGAUGAAAACUGCACAUACCAGGACAUUGGCCUACCUUCGAAAGUGGCGCUUCAGAGGCACAUAAAAGAUUAUCACGCCGAUUUAGCAAAGCACCGUCAGAAUCCGCCUGAAAAUACUGAGGUUCUAGACUUGAUAAGCAUAUCGCGCAAACGAUCAACUAGGAGCACGGCGCCUCUCACUCUUACCAGGCCAGCAGACAUUGAUACAAAGGCCAGACCAACAUACGAGGACCCUCCUGACGGAAGUGUAUUCGGAACUGAGAGGAAUCUAGGGCAUCCAAAGCACGAGUGUUGGUUUUUUGUGGUGGAGGAGGGUAGCCCCGUAGUAGGAGGACUUUCGAGGAUACAUUCGCUUCGGAAAGUAAGGAACCCCCGUAACUAUGACUCACAUAAGCAAAUUGUGCCGCAACAGAUAGAAGCAGCGUAUCGUCUGUGGGAGAAGCCGAUACCAGACGUCAAACACGCCGAUGGGGCUAUCGGUUUUCCUAAAUGGGCACAGCAUCUCGCUGGGAUCAGGCUUCUUCUUUCCGAUUAUAGGGCUCUAAGACUGGUGUCAUCCUUCUUACUUUUGGGCGGACGUACCGCAAGUGCCGUAUCACUGCUUCAUAGGCAAAACGUUCUCAGGGAGUACUCCUCUAAGCCCCUCAUCCCGUCGGGUACUGAGCUACGUAAACUGCUUCUCACAUCUGCCGAGAAAUUGAAAAUCACUCGUUACAUACGCUUCAUCGUUCAGUUUGCCAACCAAAUCGAGAAGGAAGUCGAAAGAAUGUCGCCACGCGAAACGAUUUUCUUUGACGAUCCUCAAACCGGAAGAGGAGUACUGCCAUAUUCAGAGCUGGAAUGGAAAUUCAUGGAAUACCACAGGCUGCAGCGGAUGAAGGACUUGGAUCAUUUUGCGCAAUUGCAAUUGCUUACACUCAGGAAUAAUCAUCGGAUCUGCGGAGACUCCCCGCUUUUACUCACCUUCGCCUCGAAAGAUCCCGCCCAGCUCGACGACUGCCUCAUAGCGACCGAUGGAAGGGAUUGCGAAGACUACAGUUCGAUAUUCGAGGUCAAGACUUGGGGAGAAGCAAGGUCACGGGCAUAUCGGCUGAAUCUCCCAGAGCUUUAUAUGUCCAUUCUCGUGGCGCAAUCCGAAAAAAUUGCUGUGCGAAUUGGCGAUCGGAUACCAUCAGGUCUGCCUAUGAUGACCCGCCAGGAGCUCGAAGCUGUUUUCACACUCAGCAACAAGCCUUCUGAAAUCGCUACGCUUGACAAACGAUAUCCACUGAAGGAACAUAUACCCAUCAUCGAAAAGCUCGAUUUCCUCCGGCCGCCGGGUGAUUGGAAUCCGACAUGGGGUGAACUCAAGCUACAAGUUCAAAGUUGUUCUCAGUGGCAACUCUAUGAGUAUUUCCGGCUAUUACAGCUCCAACAGGAAGCUCAAAUACGACUACAACUAAAUCCCACCUUAUUCCAAUCCGAUAAGGGGGAAGGAAAAAAUACGUGCUGUCACUGUAACGAGACUAGCGACGAAAUGUUGCUGGCGUGUGAUGGUGAAAAGUGUCCACGCAAGUGGUUUCAUUUAAGCUGUGUUGGGUUGUCAUGGGCACCGCGCCACAACGAGAAGUGGUAUUGUGAUUCUUGCUUCAAGAAGAGGGGUAUCGGCCGGAGUUAUAUAGAUGUCACGGACGAGGGAGAUGCAGACGAGGGAGAUGAAGGCGAGGAUCAAAGGAAGGUGGCACCCGAGCACCCUAUCUGCAUAGUCCUUGAUGGGGACGAGGAAGAACAGCAUCGGAUUGCGUCACCCGACCCCCUUGGGGAUCCCAGCGGGAGCAGCUUCUGGAGUGAUUUGCUGCCUCGUAGUCUUCCUCGAGGCGAACCCCAAAAAGCAAUUGAUGAUAUCUUCGAGCCGGAUCAGCAUCAAAGUAGGUCGCUGGACCCCUCCCGCGAUCCCAGCGCGAGCUCCAGCUGGAACCAUUUUCCCGGGCCAAUUAUCCUUCCAGACCCAUCAAAAAUAGAAGUAUCAGAUAUUCGGGAUAACGGCGAGCGAGAACAGCGACAGUCACAUGUGAUAAGCAACAUCACACCUCCAGCCCUUACCGGUACAUUCAGUAGCAAAAACUGGGGCCCGAUUGAUGCCGAAGGUCUCCAGUAGUACUACCGCUCGGAUUUAUAUCUAGCAGUCUCAGAGAAUACAGAUUUACUAGGGUCGAUGUCUGAUGAUUUUGACUAUUUCUUUUGCUUUCAUCGUAGUGUUUUCGACCAGUUUCGGAUUUCUUUAGAUAUAAUGAGCAUUUCAUCUGAUUCAUUUAUGUUUCUUUCAUUUCAUCGCAAUAUAUUCAGUCGACUUUGGUCACGACAUUACUUUGUAAAAAGCCCUGAAU